AUGAAGCUCGCGAGCCGCGACGAGCUCCGAUCCCAUCAUACAUCCGUCUACAACUUUUGGAUUGUAAAACAGCUCGUCACUUCGCCGCACAAACUCAACGCCUCGGCUCACCGCAGAGCCCACGAAACACAUCAGAACAGCACCAAGUCCGCCUGCUCAGCACUAUCCCUCGACAGAAUCACCAUGGCCUCCCAAGUUCGCACCAUCCUCCGUCUCCAACCGGCAGCCCGUCUUGCCACGCGGCGAACACCCCUCGCCACCACCACCACCACAACAGCAGCAGCAGCGCGGCCGCUGCACACGACGUCUCCGCGCGCGGCGUACAAGGACACGCAGGACCGCGAGUCGCUCCAGCCCGGCGGCACAGAGGGCACCAAGUCGGGGCGCGACUCGGACACGGGCAACCUCGCGUCGGCGUUCGACCCGUCGGUGACGUCGCCCGAGGGCGCCAAGGAGGCGAACAGGCGCCAGGGCAAAGAGGAGCUCGACGUCAGCGGGGCCUCGCAGGAGGUGUCGAAGCCGCGGGGGGACGAGAAGAGCGGGCAGGAGACGCCGCGGGAGGUCAGGAAGGGGGGCGCCAGCAGCGGUGGGAGUCCCGAGAAGAAGGGAGAUGGAGCGGCCUAG
Verticillium nonalfalfae is the source of this 624-nucleotide messenger RNA. RefSeq lists its product as uncharacterized. Bases 1 to 624 code for a protein of 207 amino acids. The transcript has a single exon. NCBI's taxonomy places the organism in Eukaryota, Fungi, Ascomycota, Sordariomycetes, Glomerellales, Plectosphaerellaceae. The record is from RefSeq and is a predicted model, not a curated record.